UCACUGGGUGUGUUUUGAGGUUAAAACUCUGCUCCCACUUGUUGCUGAAGUUGCGCGUCUCAGUUUCAAGAAGCCCUUUCCUUCACCAGAUGCGGAGCACGAGCUCUCCCGAUGUCUGACGAAGGCGAGGGGCUCCGUGGCUCCUCUUCCUCUCCCUCCCCGCCCUCCUCCUCCUCCUCCUCCUCUCAAGCUCCUGCCGGUCAGACUGGUCUCCCUCAGCCGCAGAGACCCCUGAAGCGCCGGCAUCUGCGCCACUUCCACGUACCGAGUCGCGACCCAGAGUCGCAUUUCCCAGCGAUCCGCUGGACUUGAUCGGGAGCUCGCCGGCGCGUAUAGGGCGAUGCUGCGCCGCGUCUCCGGUGCGCGACGGUCUCCAGAACCGCGGACAGCGGCGGCGCUCGCCACACAGAGCCGAUCAUGAGACGCGCAGCCAGGAGGAGUUGAUCGAGACCCCGUACAGCGGCGCUCCACCGGACACGUCAGAGGUCAUGAAUCGCAGGCACACCACCUUGCGAGAGAAGGGUCGUCGGCAGGCCAUCCGAGGCCCUGCCUACAUGUUCAAUGAACGUGGCACCAGCCUCACGGCAGAGGAGGAGCGUUUCCUUGAUGCAGCAGAGUACGGUAACAUUCCCGUCGUCCGCAAAAUGCUGGAUGAGUCCAAAACGCUUAACUUCAACUGCGUGGACUACAUGGGGCAAAACGCUCUGCAGUUAGCAGUUGGCAACGAGCACCUGGAGGUCACAGAGCUCUUGCUAAAGAAGGACGGGAUGGCACGCAUUGGCGACGCGCUUCUUUUGGCGAUCAGCAAAGGUUAUGUGAGAAUCGUGGAGGCCAUUUUGGCUCAUCCGGCAUUCGCAGGCGGUUUGAGACUGACUUUGAGCCCGCUGGAGCAGGAACUGAGGGAUGACGACUUCUAUGCCUAUGACGAGGAUGGGACUCGUUUUUCGCACGACGUGACGCCGGUUAUUCUGGCCGCGCACUGUCAGGAGUACGAGAUCGUACACAUCCUGCUGAUGAAGGGCGCCAGAAUCGAGCGGCCACAUGACUACUUCUGCAAGUGCUAUGAGUGCACAGAGAAACAGAGACGUGACUCAUUUAGUCACUCCAGAUCGCGCAUGAACGCAUACAAAGGGCUCGCUAGCGCUGCCUACCUGUCACUGUCCAGCGAAGAUCCCGUACUGACUGCACUAGAGCUCAGCAACGAACUCGCACGACUUGCCAACAUAGAGACGGAGUUUAAGAAUGACUACAGGAAGUUGUCUAUGCAGUGUAAAGAUUUCGUGGUUGGCGUUCUGGAUCUCUGUCGUGACACAGAGGAAGUGGAAGCUAUUCUGAACGGUGAUGUGGACCAGAACCCACCCGCAGAACACCAAAGACCUUGUCUGACCCGCAUCAAACUUGCCAUCAAAUAUGAAGUUAAAAAGUUUGUGGCUCAUCCGAACUGCCAGCAGCAGCUGCUGACGAUCUGGUAUGAGAAUCUGUCAGGUUUGCGGCAGCAGUCCAUCGGGGUGAAGUGUUUGACCGUUCUGGGCGUCACUGUCGGAUUGCCUUUCCUCGCCAUCGCCUACUGGAUCAUGCCCUGCAGCAAGCUGGGUCAGAUAUUACGGAGUCCCUUCAUGAAGUUUGUCGCUCAUGCCGUGUCGUUCACCAUCUUCCUGGGUCUGCUGAUUCUGAAUGCAUCAGACCGGUUUGAGGGUGUGAAGAACCUCCCUAACGAGACCAUAACAGAUCAUCCACGGCAGGUGUUUCGUGUCAAGACCACGCAGUUCUCCUGGACUGAGCUCCUCAUCAUGAAAUGGGUUCUGGGCAUGAUCUGGUCGGAGUGUAAAGAGAUCUGGGCUGACGGGCCGCGUGAGUAUGUGAUGCAUCUCUGGAACGUUCUGGAUUUCGGGAUGCUGUCGAUCUUCGUGGCCUCCUUCACCGCUCGUUUCAUGGCGUUCCUCAAAGCAUCCAAAGCUCAGCUCUAUGUCGACCUGCAUGUCCCCAACCAUGACAUCAGCAACGCAUCACUUCCUGCAGACAUCGCCUACUUCACAUAUGCGAGGAACAGGUGGAGGCCGUCGGAUCCUCAGAUCAUCUCCGAGGGUCUGUACGCCAUCGCUGUGGUCCUGAGCUUCUCUCGCAUCGCAUACAUCCUGCCGGCCAACGAGAGCUUCGGCCCCCUGCAGAUCUCUCUGGGACGAACUGUGAAGGACAUCUUCAAGUUCAUGGUCAUCUUCAUCAUGGUCUUCGUGGCCUUUAUGAUCGGCAUGUUCAACCUGUACUCCUAUUACCUGGGGGCCAAAUAUAACCCCGCCUUCACCACGGUUGAGGAGAGCUUUAAGACUCUGUUCUGGUCCAUAUUCGGUCUGUCGGAGGUGAUUUCUGUGGUUCUGAAGUAUGAUCAUAAGUUCAUCGAGAACAUCGGCUAUGUUUUGUACGGGGUUUAUAACGUCACCAUGGUGGUGGUUCUUCUCAACAUGCUGAUCGCAAUGAUCAACAGCUCCUACCAGGAAAUAGAGGAAGACGCUGAUGUGGAGUGGAAGUUUGCUCGCGCUAAACUCUGGUUGUCAUAUUUCGAUGAGGGACGGACGUUGCCUGCGCCGUUUAACCUGGUGCCCACUCCAAAAUCCUUCUACUAUCUGAUCAUCCGGGUCAAGUCCUGCCUUAUACGACUGUGUAAGGGCAAAGGUCACCGGCAUGAAAACGAGCUGGAGAUGGGAAUGCUUAAUUCACGCCUGAAGGCUGAUCAUCAUAGAGCAAAUCUUAGAAGCCGAGAGGAGAACACUUUCAAGAAACCCAUCAAAAACCCCACAAGAUAUCAAAAGAUAAUGAAGCGCUUGAUUAAACGCUAUGUUUUGAAGGCUCAGGUCGACAAAGAGAACGAUGAAGUUAAUGAAGGUGAACUGAAGGAAAUAAAACAGGACAUCUCCAGUCUGCGCUACGAACUUCUGGAAGAAAAAUCUCAGGCCACUGGAGAACUGGCUGACCUUAUUCAACAACUCAGCGACAAGUUUGGCAAGAACGCUAAGAAACAACCUUGAGACAGACAGAUGGAGAGAGUUAUAUGGUAGUUUAGGAGAAGAAUAUGGACACUUAAGACACUUAAAAAUGUCUGAAUGUCAUUCAGUAGAUAUAAAAUGCAUGCAAAAGAUGCACAAACACACUUUACAAGCAAAAUAUCUGACAGACGGAUGUUUUUACGGUUUGAGAAAUAAACUAGCAACUGCGAAAAAAGUCCAAAUUACUAGAUUCACGCAAUUGUGAGAUAUAAACUAUUAUGAGAAUAAAAGACUUUUUUGUAGAAUUGUGACAUAUAAACUACCAGCUCUGAGAAAUAUACUCUCAAUUGUGAUAUAUAAACUAUAAUUGUGAAAAAAAGCAGAAUUACAAGAUUCCCACGAAUGCAAGAUAUAAAUGACCUAUCCUGAGAAGAAAUAACAAAAUUGUGAGAUAUAAACUAGUAAUUGUGAAAAAAAAGCAGAAUUACAAGAUUCCCACGAAUGCAAGAUAUAAAUGACCUAUCCUGAGAAGAAAUAACAAAAUUGUGAGAUAUAAACUAGUAAUUGUGAAAAAAAAGCAGAAUUACAAGAUUCCCACGAAUGCAAGAUAUAAAUGACCUAUCCUGAGAAGAAAUAACAAAAUUGUGAGAUAUAAAAUAGUAAUUGUGAAAAAAAGCAGAAUUACAAGAUUCCCACAAAUGCAAGAUAUAAAUGACCUAUCCUGAGAAGAAAUAACAAAAUUGUGAGAUAUAAACUAGCAAUUCUGAGAAGAAAUGUCGAAUUGUAAGAUAUAAACUAGCAAUUGCGAAAAAAAAGUCUGAAUUGCAAGAUUCCCGCAAUUGCGAAAUAUGAGCUAUGUAUUCUGAGAAUAAAAGACCAAAUUGUCAGAUUUAAGCUCUCAAUUCUGAGAAGGAAAAUCUUAAUUGUGAGUUCUAAAUUAGCAUUUGCGAAAAAAUGUCGACAAAUUGCGAUAUAUGAGCUAUGUAUUCUGAAAAUAAAAGAUCAAUUUGUGAGAUAUAAACUAGAAACCACAAAAAAAAGUCUGAAUUAUGAAAUUCCUGCAUUGCAAGAUAUAAACAAAGCUAUAUAUGAGAAUAAAAGACCAAAUUGUGAGAUAUUACUAGGCAAUUGUGAAAAAAAGACUGAAUUACGAGAUUCCUGCGGUGGGAAGAAAAGUCUGAACUAUGAGAUAUAAAGUCCUGUUCUCAAAAUAUUGAUGUAACAUCUCAUGCUUAUGUUUUGCAAUUCUGACUUUUAUUCUUAGAAAAAGGACUUUUAUUCUUUUUUUUUUUAUUUAUUCUGUAGUGGAAACAAGCUUCUAUAGAACUUUAUUCAUAAAUCCGCUAAAAAUCAACAGCUAAGAAUAAAGAAAAUGAACAUUAGUGAAAAGAAAAGAUUCUAGACACACUGAUACAGAAACACACUUGAUUUAAUGAAUCACAUUCAGACAUUUGUAAUGAUAGUUUAUACGGGAUGUUGUUGUUGCAGUGAAAAAAGAGUAGUGAUGUUUUCUGAUAACAAAACGGCUUUAGUUCCCCAGACUGAUUCAGUUACAUCAUCAGUCCAAUCAAAAUGAUUUAUCUCAGAGCUGGUUUGUAAGUGAAGGAAAAUAGCAAACAGGACUGUCUGUGAUCAGUGAAUGAUGAACUGAUGUGAAUUCACUCAGAUAAUGAACAUCUUCCAGAAGAGAGAGUGAGAGAUGAGAAAAACUGAGAGGAGAGUCGAACAGAAUAAACGAGGGUUAAAGGCUCAAAGCAGGUAUGCAGUGCAUUCUGGUAUAUUGCCCCCCUUAAGAGUCAUUUCCUGUUCUGAGAUUGUAUCUCAUGGGAGAUAAACAUACAGAGAAAAGGAAAACAGUAGAUAAAAACACUGUGAUGUUGACCAGUUAUGAUAUCAUUUAAUUUAAAAAUGUUUGAAUCAUUUAAUGAUGAGUCAGAUGAGCAGUAACAGUGAGAAGGUGCGUAAACAUCUUUUUUCCUCUUCACACCAUGCAGGCCGUCUAAUUAACACAAGAACACAGACACACACACAUGGGUGAAUCUUAC
Carassius auratus (goldfish) is the source of this 5026-nucleotide messenger RNA. Its product is annotated as short transient receptor potential channel 7. Gene Ontology annotation, biological process: single fertilization; calcium ion transmembrane transport; regulation of cytosolic calcium ion concentration. The coding region runs from base 489 to 3023 and encodes 844 amino acids. Gene Ontology annotation, cellular component: cation channel complex; plasma membrane. Lineage: Eukaryota; Metazoa; Chordata; Actinopteri; Cypriniformes; Cyprinidae. The record is from RefSeq and is a predicted model, not a curated record. The transcript is spliced from 12 exons. Gene Ontology annotation, molecular function: inositol 1,4,5 trisphosphate binding; protein binding; store-operated calcium channel activity.